ACCGAGUCUCACGAUUUGCCACGGAUCCCCGAAUCAAGAGGCUUGCUCUCAACCCUUGUCUUGAGUGGCCGUGUGAUCCGAGAAGUGUCGCGAGCAAAUCUUCUCUCUAGGCCGGUUAUCGUUCGGCUAAUUUCAUCGAAUCGUCUCCUCCUUCCUCCCUCCACUGGUCGACAAGGCUUCACAACAAAUUCCUGGAGUAUAGAGUCAUUCUCAACAUCGUGCUGGAUUCUCGAUGGGACAGGACGAGGAACCCUCCUCGUCCAAGGACGCAGAAGCCGAAAGACCCGUGAAGAAGAGAGCAUCACAGGCUUGUCACCACUGUCGAACACGCAAGGUCAAAUGUGACCUCGUCAAGUCGGGCGCCCCGUGCCACAACUGCAGUACUGAUGGCAUUGAAUGUAUUGUGACCGAGUCGCGGCGAAGCAGGAAAUUCCGACUCCAGAAGCGACAGCUCGUCCGCCCAGGAACCAUUCCUAUUCUUCCUCAGACCCGAGCUGUGUCAGCUACAUUCGACGACGAUCACUUUGCCAAAAACUCAUCCAUCCCGCUCGCUCCCGUGGGUUCUUUUCGAAGCCCGUCUAGUAACGACCGGGACUCUCCCAACGUCCCACAAAAUCGACCACUGAGAAAUCCUUCUUCUCCGUCUUAUACUCCAAUUCCAAACCCGUCGAAUCGUGCUCAGAGUCACCAUGGCGCCGAAGGUACUCCUUCCAAUUGCCAUGGCUCCUUUGCGACAACAAAUCUUCCAUCAUAUGUGCGGCCCCCGCGACCAGACUUCCGAUCUGAUGACCUGGAUUUCCUCGCCCGUCGAGGAGCCUUGUCUGUUCCGGAUCAAGUCCUACGAGACCAACUGAUCCGAUCUUUCAUUCUUCAUGUCUACCCUCAUCUUCCAGUAAUUGAUCUACAGGAGUUUCUGCAGUGCGUUGAUGGCUCCGACCCCGAUGCUCAAAUGAGCCUACUGCUGCUCCAAGCUGUCAUGUUUGCGGGCACCGCGUAUAUCGACAUACAGUAUCUGCAACAAGAAGGCUUUAGUGAUCGACGAACUGCUCGAGCAAUGUUUUACUCAAAGCUCAAGUUACUCUAUGACUUUGACUGGGAGGCCGAUCGCAUCACGCUGAUCCAGACCAUCCUACUUCACGCCUAUUGGUAUGUUUCAGAGAACGACCCAAAGGAUCCAUGGCACUGGCUUGGUGUCGCCAUUUCAUUGGGAAUAUCCAUAGGACUGCCCCAAAAAGAAGCCUACCCGAGCAAAGACCCAAAAACCCGUCGCUUGUGGAGAAGACUUUAUUGGGCAAUCUUCGUUCGAGAUCGCCUCAUGGCCAUCGCCACACGAAAGGCCAUGAGAUUCAAAGAGGAGGACCUUACCCUCUCGCCGUUGACACUCAAUGAUUUUGAUCACUUACCCAUAACAACAAACAUUCGAGCCCUUCAUGACUGUCAAAUUCUCAAUGAUGCUCGCACACGAGUCCUUCUCUCCGACCUCUUCAUUGUCAGUGUCAGCCUCAUGUCUCUGAUUGGAAAAAUUAUAUCCAACCUGUAUGUCCUCCAAGCGCAUGGGUCUUCGACUACAGAGGUAAUCAUGUCAUAUGCCCCCAAGAAGUCGCACAUUAAUCCCAAAGUUGUCCUUAAACUACAAGAGGAACUCAACCAAUGGGAGAGAGCAUUACCGCCGACAUAUCGUGCAGAUGUAAACUACGAUCAGAGCCAACCCAAUGCUCACUAUCUCCACACCCAUCGUUCUAUCUUAAGAUUAAAGUAUUUGUUGGCCACCGAAACAUUACACCGCCCACAAACUCUGUUAAAACGAACACCAGAUCAAUCAUUCCAAUUCCUCCAACAAAAGUCACGGACCAAAGUUCGCGAAGCCACAACUGAGAUGGCAGAGCUGUUUGAAUCGCUUCAGGCCCACGACCUGGUCCGACUGCUUCCUCCGAUCUCGAUUUCAUUCUUGCUACCCGCGAUCGCUUCGUUUCUCGUCGAGAUCAAGUCCUCGGGCAAGGGGCCAGACGACCCCCCGGCCCACCAUUUUCAUCAAUGUAUCCGCGCAUUGCUGAAUCUGAAAGAAAUCUGGCCUAUCGCUGAAUCCGCAUGUUUCUUGGUGGGGCAGAUGAUCACUAACAGCCAAAUUGGGGCUGCGAGAACCCUGGGGCAGAAUGAUCACCCACUUGCAUCAAACGAGGUCUCCCAAGAUUCUAGAGAGAGUUCGGCAGGACAAAACCUAGCGUCGGCAAUGGACCAAGACAUGGUACCCACGAACGAUAACCAAAGACUCCAGACCCUUGAGCAGCAAGCCGAGAUACCUGGCAUCGCUGUGCCAAUGAUGGACAUGUCCUACUCGCCUGGCAUCAUUCCUCUAGACCCUGCGGCUUGGAAUGAUCAUAUCCCCUGGACCAUGUCUGAAUUCGGAUUUGGAGAUGAUUUCUUCCUUGAUGACCGUGAGCUUUACAUUGAUCCUUCCAUGGCCGCUUUUCACACCACCGAGACGUACGAUGGAUCAAUGUUGCAUUUUGGUCACAACAACUCUGGGAAUUUGACAGCAGGCAUACAGGAUACAAACUCGUUUGGACAAUCUUGAUGAAUGCCAUGGCCCAGGAUUAAACCUCAUGACGCAAAAGAGGAAGAGAAUGUAUAAACAGAGGAAAGGAUCAAGGAUCAGGAAACCCAAUAUGUGGACCAAUCAGGAAGACAGAAUGCGAAUGGGAAAUUUGGAUGCGCACGUAAUGAGCAAUGAUCAUGCACCAUGGCGCACAAAGGCAGAUUGAUAUAGAGGCGUUCUCUGAUCAAGGGUCGCAUUUGUAUGGUCCUGCUACACCAUCUGCGAAUAAUACAGGACAUAUUGGGGUA
This is a messenger RNA of Exophiala mesophila, 2844 nucleotides long. RefSeq lists its product as uncharacterized. Lineage: Eukaryota; Fungi; Ascomycota; Eurotiomycetes; Chaetothyriales; Herpotrichiellaceae. The coding region runs from base 233 to 2575 and encodes 780 amino acids. Gene Ontology annotation, biological process: regulation of DNA-templated transcription; DNA-templated transcription. The record is from RefSeq and is a predicted model, not a curated record. Gene Ontology annotation, molecular function: zinc ion binding; DNA binding; DNA-binding transcription factor activity, RNA polymerase II-specific. The transcript has 3 exons.